AUGGCUGAAGAAUUCGAAGAAUCAGACGUCGUGUUCACUAUGAACAACGUAGAUGAUGACGAGUGUUUUUUAAAAUGUUUUACGGAUUCGGAUUCUGAUGAUCAAUCGAGAAGAUCAAAGAGGAAAAAGGUUGAGAAGAAGACGAAACCUGUGAAUAUAUCGUGGUGUGGUUAUAUGGAACCGAGUUUAUAUGAAUAUGAAGGAGACGAAGGGGAACUGGUGCCGCCUCACGUGUUGGUGAGGCGGCGAUUGGCGGAGAAAAUGGCGUUUUCGGUUUGUUAUGGGAUUGGAAGGACUUUGAAAGGAAGAGAUUUGAGUGAAAUGAGGAAUUGUGUUCUUCGAAUGACUGGUUUUCUGGAGAGCUAA
Molecule: messenger RNA, 366 nt
Organism: Helianthus annuus (common sunflower)
Lineage: Eukaryota; Viridiplantae; Streptophyta; Magnoliopsida; Asterales; Asteraceae
Exons: 1
Coding region: 1-366 (121 amino acids)
Source: RefSeq, a predicted model, not a curated record